Nothobranchius furzeri (turquoise killifish) is the source of this 7328-nucleotide messenger RNA. RefSeq names its product neurocan core protein. Gene Ontology annotation, biological process: positive regulation of neuroblast proliferation; central nervous system development; cell adhesion. Gene Ontology annotation, molecular function: hyaluronic acid binding. The record is from RefSeq and is a predicted model, not a curated record. NCBI's taxonomy places the organism in Eukaryota, Metazoa, Chordata, Actinopteri, Cyprinodontiformes, Nothobranchiidae. Gene Ontology annotation, cellular component: perineuronal net; synapse.
UACUAUGUCCUUCCGUUCAGUCCUCCCUCGGUGCGUCACCUCCAUCCCGACUGCUGCUGGAUGAGGGAGGAAAAAACGAGAAGUGGGCAGUUCGUGGUUUCAUUUGUAGCGUGGCUUUCUCUCAGCUCCCCCCUUUUCCUCCCUGCGCCUCUGAGGCUGUCGGAUCGGCAGCAGCUCCAGCUUUCAUCUACCUGAGCAGCGCGUCCAGCGCACGGGACAGACGCACUGCAGCUGCAGCAGAGAGGAGCUGACGGAAAUAAAACAGGACCAGAAGUCAGUUUAACCCGUUUCAACAGAAAUGCUGCUGACAAGAACCAGACGUGUGCAGAUACUCCCUCUCCUCUGUGCAGUUUGUCACCUGACUCUGGCCUUUCCGGCACAAACUCCUUCUGCGUAUGAGGAAGUUCGGCAUCUUCAAGUGAACAUCCACCACUCGGGUCCAGUUCUCACCCCUCUGGGUAGCUCCAUUACUAUCCCCUGUUUUGUGUCCCUGUCCUCCACUCCCACCUCCUCCUCUUCCUCCCCUGUGGCACCACGAGUGAAGUGGACAGUGGUGUCCGGUGGGAUUGAGACGCAGAUAUUGGUAGCCCGAGGUCAGAGGGUGAAGAUCAACGAAGCGUACCGAGAUCGGGCCGCGCUGCUGAACUACACCUCCUCUCCCGAGGACGUAUCCCUGUGGUUUGGAGAUUUGCGCCACAGUGACUCGGGUCACUAUCGCUGUGAGGUGCAGCAGGGACUGGAAGAUGCCAGUGACAUCAUACAAGUCAAAGUCAAAGGGGUUGUGUUCCACUAUAGAGAUGCUUUGGGUCGGUAUGCCUUUUCCUUCCCGCAAGCCCAGAGGGCUUGCAGGUCCAUUGGUGCACAGAUUGCAACUCCUGACCAGCUGCUGGCUGCCUAUUAUGAUGGAUACGAGCAGUGUGACGCAGGCUGGCUGGCAGAUCAGUCCGUCAGAUAUCCAAUCCAGGUCCCUCGUGAAGGUUGCUAUGGAGACAUGGAUGGGCAACCAGGAGUGAGGAAUUAUGGGACAAUGAAUCCAAAUAAUCUAUUUGAUGUUUAUUGCUAUGUAGAUGGAAUUAAUGGGGAGGUGUUCCACGACUCCAUACCACAACAGUUAUCAUUUGAUGAAGCUCAGUCCUAUUGUGGAGCUGCAGAUGCUAAGCUAGCAACAACAGCACAAUUGUACUUUGCAUGGAGUGAAGGCUUGGACCGCUGCAAUCCUGGGUGGCUUGCUGACGGUAGUGUACGCUAUCCCAUCGUGACCCCAAGAGAGAGAUGUGGCGGCCCUCAGUCAGGUGUCAAGACCCUCUACCUCUUCAGCAACCAGACUGGGUUCCCAGAAGCUUCUAGCCUCCAUGAUGUGUAUUGUUUCAAAGAAAACAGAAAAACUUACAGCGACUCUCCAGUGGAGUUUAUCACCACAGAGGCUGAAGACAUUGAGCAAAAUGUUAUUAUUUUAUUGGAAAAUGCUCAAGAACUUCAGCUGAACAAACAAACAGAACAGGUGGAACGAGAGGCCCAAAGUGUUCUUGAGUCUUUGCCCUUUUGGUCUGGCUCUUUUACUCCAGAAACCCCAGUCAGCACACACCCAACGCUUUUAUCAGACACAACUGAAUCCUUCCCAAGCACAGCGUCUGCACUGGACGUCCUUCAGCGAUCUAACGAAACUUCAGAAAUUAGUUACGACUCUCAGCAUCCCAAAGAAAGGAUGAACACCACCACCAGCAAAACAGAAACCUACAAUUCAACACAGAACACAUUUCCACCCAGUGUUUACAAUGAGACUGAUUUCAACCAGAACGUCAGCAUUACAUUUCACCAUUCAACCAUGUAUGAAUCCCACAUUGAGAACCAAACUGUGCCAAGCACCAGUUUACAGACUACACAUCCACUUGAGGAGCUAAAGCAGCCUCAAGAUAUACAUGAAAGUGGCCUAGGUAUAGACAAACCACACAUCAAUUACAGUGAGACAGAGAGAAAUCUUACUCCAGAGGAGAGUUUCCGGGGGGUGACCACUUUGACAGAUGACUCAUUGCUUCAGGUGAAAGUGGAAGAGGUAGCCGUCAAAGAUCAUGAGCUCACGUUGCUCUCAACCGAGGCAUCUCAAGAAAAAACAAUGCUCCUUACUCAAACUACUGCAUCAGCUGUUGAGACGUUAACCUCAGUAUGGAGUCACGUGCAUGGGUCUGGAGAUAGCUCUCAAGAGAGAGACCCUGAAGUAGAGGAAGUCAUCACAUCCCAGUCUUCCACUACUGGCCAGACCACUCACCUAUCACAUUCUGCCAUGGUUAUAGUUCCCACCGAACCUCAAACUGUAGCCCCACGUCUAACCGUCUCACCUGUAUCGAGAAAUGUGGAAAAACUAGACCAUGAAAUCUUUUCCACAUCGCCAUACCUGUGGGAGUCCUCCAGUUCUAGACAAGAGGGGAGUGCAAGCUUAGAAACUGUAGACAUGUUGACAAUGGACAGUGAAGAAAUACAAAUCCACACAACUCAGCCACGUGUAGUUUCUGAAGAAAGUUUAGCCACCACCCAGUCUCUGGAAGGGCUGAACACCUCUCAACCACCCUUUGAGUUUUCUACAGCAGAAAGUCAAACAUCAGGUUACAGAACGUAUUUUGAAUCUAGCCAUUCUUAUGAUGAAGCAAGUGGAUAUGAACCUGGAACUGUUAGUUCUACAUUUAAAGAGGACAAAAAGGUUGUUCCAACCUUCAAAGAACAAACUAUUGUAGCCACAGUCCAUGAACAGGAGAUCAAUAUUUCCCUUUUAUUGGAACAAGAUAAAGUUAACUCAACACAUGGAUUAGAAGAAGAAGAAGCCAAGAUUAUCACAACCAUUUUUCUCACAGAAGAAGACAGUGUUGAAGAAUUCACGGUUGCCCCAGCUCUUGUCUUUAAAGAAGCACCUAAAGUGGUCCCAACCCUUAUUCUUAAAGAAAAAUCUGAACUUACCCCAAUUCCUGUUCUUGAACAGGAAACUAAAGCAUCCCCAACUCUUGAAGGAGAAGCUAAAGUUGCAUCAAGUCUUCACCUUGAAAAACAACCCAGUGUUGCACCAACCUCUGAAAAAGAAACCAAAGUUGCUCCAACUGUGGUUCUCAAAAAAGAUAUUGAAUUUACCAUAACCCCGAUUCUUGAAACAGAAGCUAAAGCUGUACCAACCAUGAUCUCUAAAGAAGCGGCUAAAGCUUUCCCAUCCCUGAUCACUGAAAAAGAGGCUAAAGCUGCCCCAACCCUGAUCAUUGAUGGAGAAGCCAAAGCUACCUCAACACUCAUUACUGAAGAAGAAGUUAAAGCAUCCCAAUCCCUGAUCACUGAGGACAAAGCUACUCCAAUUCUGAUUACCGAAGAAGGGGCUAAAGCUACCCCAACCCUGAUCAUUGAUAGAGAAGCUAAAGCUAGCACAACCAUGAUCACUGAAGAAGGGACUAAAGCUGCCCCUACCUUGAUCAUUGGGGAAGAAGCUAAAGCUAUCCCAACAAUGACCACCCUGAUCAUUGAGGAGGACAAAGCUACUCCAAUCCUGAUUACUGAAGAAUGGGCUGAAGCUGUCCCAACCCUGAUCAUUGAUGGAGAAGCUAAAGCCACCCCAACCCUGAUCAUUGAGGGAAUGAAUGCUACAGCUAGCACAACCAAGAUUAUUGAAGAAGGGGCUAAAGCCACCCCAACCCUGAUCAUUGAGGGAGAAGCUAAAGCUACCCCUACCCUGGCCAUUGAUGGAGGAGCUAACACUAGCGUAACCCUGAUCACUGAAGAAGAGGUUAAAGCAUCCAAGCCCCUGAUCACAGAAGAGGCUAAAGCUGCCCCAACUCUGAUCAUUGAUGAAGAAGUAAAACCUAGCUCAACUCUGAUUACUGAAGAAGAGGCUAAAGCUGCCCCAACUCUGAUCAUUGAUGAAGAAGUAAAACUUAGCUCAACUCUGAUUACUGAAGAAGAGGCUAAAGCUGUCCCAACCCUGAUCAUUGAUGGAGAAGCUAAAGCCACCCCAACCCUGAUCAUUGAGGGAAUGAAUGCUACAGCUAGCACAACCAAGAUUAUUGAAGAAGGGGCUAAAGCCACCCCAACCCUGAUCAUUGAGGGAGAAGCUAAAGCUACCCCUACCCUGGCCAUUGAUGGAGGAGCUAAAACUAGCCUAACCCUGAUCACUGAAGAAGAGGUUAAAGCAUCCAAGCCCCUGAUCACAGAAGAGGCUAAAGCUGCCCCAACUCUGAUCAUUGAUGAAGAAGUAAAACCUAGCUCAACCCUGAUUACUGAAGAAGAGGCUAAAGCUGCCCCAACCUUGAUUUGGGAAGGAGCCAUGGUAUCCUCAGCGUUUGACCCUGAGGGAGAAGCUAGUGUUCCCCCAACGUCUGAAGAUGAAAUCAAUGCUGCUCCAACUCUUGUCACUGAAGAAGAAAUAAAACUUGUCACAACAUGGGCCCUUGAUGAAAGAACCAAAGUUCCUUCAAUUUUUGACUAUGAGGGAGAAGUCAGAGUAGUGCCAAUGCUUGAAGCCGAGGUCAAAGUUGUUCCAACUUUUGCCAUUAUUAAAGAUUCUAAAGAUGUCCCAACCUCAGCCUUUGAAGAAGCCAGUGUUGUCUCUAAUUCUAAAGAAGUUGCCCAAACCUUCGUCCUUGAGGAAGAACCUAAAAUUGACCCAACCUUAGUCUAUGAAGGAGAAGCUUAUGUUGCCCCAACAAAUGAAGGACGUAAAAUUUCUCCAACACUUGCCAUUGAAGAAGCAACAAAAGACACCCUUACCCUUGAGAAUGAAAAAGUAAAAAUUGCUCCAACCUUUGACGAUUUUAGCAUCUCCCCGUUUAUUUCCGAAACAUCUAAGUGGACUCUGCUGCCCACUACAACUGGACAACAAGAGUCUUUGAAUGAAGUUAAGUUCAAUCGAGGACCCACCAUUGCUGUUUCUGAUUCACUGGCAACUCAGAUGAGCACAAAACCCACUGCUUUAGCCUCAACGACAACCACCCCCACCAUAACCACCACCACACAUCGCUCCAGACAUGUCUGGAGCCCAACUACCUCCUCACCCAAAAGUUUCCAUGAGAAGGUGGAGCUACAGAAGGUUACCCAUACCAUUCCACUGGUGGAUCACGGUUUGGGUGAUGGUGAGCUUAGCCUCACACUGCCACCCACCCUGCUUAACUUGCCCAAUGAGAGGGCAGCUGUAGGUGGGACAGGGAAGUCUUCAGAUGCCUGUCUGAAUGACCCCUGUCUCAACGGAGGCACCUGCACAGAUCAAGAUGGACACAUUAAAUGUCUCUGUUUGCCAACAUAUGAGGGAGACUUUUGUCAAACUGAUCUGGAGCAAUGUGAGCCAGGCUGGGACAAAUUUCACGGUUUCUGUUAUCGACACUUCAGCCAGCGUCAAAGCUGGGAGGUUGCUGAGCAGCACUGUCGGAUGCAAGGAGCUCACUUGGUAUCCAUCAUGACUCCUGAGGAGCAGGACUACAUCAACAGCAACUACAAGGAAUACCAGUGGACUGGUUUGAAUGAUAAAACCAUUGAGGAUGAUUUCCGCUGGUCUGAUGGCAACCCACUGCUGUAUGUGAACUGGUACCGAGGACAACCAGACAGCUACUUCCUGUCUGGAGAAGACUGCGUGGUGAUGGUGUGGCAUGAUAAUGGGCGCUGGAGCGACGUACCCUGCAACUAUCACCUCGCAUAUACGUGCAAGAAGGGCACCUCCUCCUGUGGUCCGCCACCAAAAAUACGAAAUGCCUCAAUUUUUGGGAAAACUCGGCAAAGAUACGAAACCGGUGCAAUUGUGCGUUACCAUUGCAGAGAGGGCUUCCAGCAACGAUUAUUCCCUCUGAUAAAAUGCCUGUCUGGAGGAUAUUGGCAGAGACCACAGAUCCUGUGCAUCCCAAAAUCUGGAGGACCAACGCGUCACCCUGAGGAGUUUUCUCUGACUGAGAGCAACUUUGCUGCUGCUGAAAAUGAGGAUGGAGCCACUAAAGAGGCCCCACAGUACUGGGACAUCAAGUUUUAACUGGGCUAAUUUUCUAUAUUGUCACAUGACAAGAUUUAAAGAGUCCUAAACUGGACACAAAAACAUAAAGUUCCAGAAAGAAAGUGGCUGAAUGCACAUUGUAGGGUUUUUUCAAUCAAUAUGGGGCGCCAUUUGUAAAAUCAAAGAGUCAUAAUGUAACAGCAGAAUUUUGUGUUAUUUAGCCUGUCAUAAAAGACAAAAUGGGAGUUUAAUUUUCAAAGUCAAAUUUUCACCAUUAUAUGCAAACAUUUAUAAAGGUAAAGUUCCCAACCAAAUAUUUAGUUAGCUAAACUAAAUAUUUAAUUUAUUCUAAUUCAAUUCAAUUCAAAAAUACUUUAUUAAUCCCAGAGGGAAAUUGAUUAACAUUUAUUUUAAAGACUAAAUAUUUAGGUCUAACCUAAUAUUUAGGUCUAACCUAAAUAUUUAGUAUGUAAAAUAAAUAUUUAAUUUUCCAACUAAAUAUUCAUUUGGAGCUAAAUGUUUAUUUUGGAAGCUAAAAAUUAUGGUCCAAAUUAAAUAUUUAUUUUCAAAAAUAAAUAUUUAGAUCGUCUCGUCUCGUCUAUCCAUGUCCGGGUCUGGGGCAGCAUCCCAACUAGGGAGUUCCUAUUUAGAUCCCAGCAUAAUAUUUAUUUUGGAGCAAAACAUUUAGUUUGCAAAAGCAAUUUUUAAGCUUAGCCCCAAAAUAAAAAUUUAAAUUUCAGCUAAGUAUUUAUUUUGGAGCAAAAUAUUUAGUUUACAAACUAAAUAUGUAGCUCUAAAUUAAAAAUAUAUUUAAUAAAUUAAAUAUAUGUUUUACAAACUAAGCUACAUAUUUAGGUCAAACCUAAAUAAAAUAAAUAUUUAACUCUAAAUAAAAAAUAGCUUGCUUGCUAAAUAUUUAAUUGGGAUCUUUUACAUUUAUACAUGUAUGAAUAAUACUGGGAAAUAUGAUUGUGAAAAAUGAACUCAUUUUUUUUAUUAUAAUACACUAAUAUAUAUAUAUAUAUAUAUAUAUAUAUAUAUAUAUAUAUAUACAUAUAUAUAUAUAGUUUUUAUGUUAUGACUUUUUGACUUUACAACUGAUGCCCAUUAAUCGAAGCCUUUCAACAAAGUGGUGCUAAAGUCUUCCAGACUCAUUUUAGAAGAUUUAUAUGUUUUGUUAUGGUUACGUGUUCCUACUUCGUUCAAGAAUCUCUUAACUCCAAAGUGAACCUUUUAACAAACGACCAAGACAUUUUGUAUAUAUGUUGUUUUUCACUCCUGUGUCCAAAUUUUAUUCUGAGAUCACUUUGAUGUCAAUCAGAAGCUGUUUGGUUCGUUGGCUUUAUGUUGUAAUAAAGUUUUGUAGAACGGAACGAAUAAGAAA